This is a messenger RNA of Amborella trichopoda, 2179 nucleotides long. Lineage: Eukaryota; Viridiplantae; Streptophyta; Magnoliopsida; Amborellales; Amborellaceae. The record is from RefSeq and is a predicted model, not a curated record.
AUGGAGAGUCUACAGUUUCUCAACAGCUACCUCAUGAAACAGAUAAUGGAGCUCAGAGAACAGGUAGCUUCUCUCCAGUGCUCAAAGGACCACAUUGUUCUCUCCAAGAUGGAACAGGUAGAUGCAGAGAUGGAGAGGAUGAGUGCCGCCUUUGAGCAAUCCAUGGAAGAGCAUAUCGAUCGAACCAAAUUUGAAUCUGAGCUCUCCUUAAGCAUAGUCACUCUUGUCCUCUCUUCCCAGCUCUCAGAGCACGAGAAGAGUUCGAAGAAAUGCAACAAAGAGAGAGACCCACUGAUGCUGGACAAAGAGGAGCGCAAUCGAUUUGACAAUCGAGUUGUCUUCGAGAGAGAAAUCUAUAGACGAGCACUUCUAAAGCUAAAGAAGAGAAAAACCAAGAUCCUCGAGUUGAAGAAAGAGGUGGCUGAACUCAGGUCCACUGAGUCUCGUUUAAAGAAAUCGAUCCAAGAACUCAAGGCUAAAAAUGAAGGCAUCAAUUAUAUGAGAGCAAAUGCGGAGGCUAAGGUCAUAGAGUUGAAGAAACAGGUGGCUCAACCCUUCGUGAAACAGGUGGCUCAACUCUUGGUUACUGAGUAUCAUUUACAUAACACGAUGCAAGAACUCCAAGGAAAAAAUGAAGCCAUUGAUCACAUAAGGGCUAAGCAGGAGACUAUGACUGCUGAAAUGAAGAAAGAGGUGGUUAAACUUAGGGUGACCGAGUCUCAUUUGCAUAGUUCGAUUCAGGAACUCAAGAAAGAAAAUGAAUCGAUCAAUCAUACAAGGGUGAACCAGGAGGCUAAGAUGAGAGAGUUCAACAAAGAGGUUCUUCAACUUAAGGCCAUUGAAUCUGGGUUACAAAGUUCGCUGAAAGAGCCCGAGAGAAAAAAUAAAGUCAUGGACAGCACGAGGGCAAAGCACAGGGCAAAGAUUGGCAAGUUGGAGAAAGUGGUGGUUCAACUCAGGGCCUCCGAGUUUGAUUUGCAAAAGUCUUGCCAAGAUCUCAAAGAAGCUAAUUCCCAGCUGGAAGCUUACUUUACUGAUAAAAUUGUUGCAGAGAAUGAAGACUAUCAGAGAUCAUUUGAUAUGCAAAAGAGAAGAGAAGAAAACCUAAAAGGAGUUAUUAAGGAGAAGGAGAGGCUCAAUGCUGACAUGAAGCAGACGCUUAAUGCGACAUGUUGGGCGCGCAACGAACUGGAACAACAUUUAUAUCACGGAGAGGGAUACUUCAAGUUUCUAUCAGGAGUGAAGGCUUCUCUUCGGAAACGGCUUCAAUCUUCUCUCUCUCAUCAGAAACAACUUGAAUCUUCUCUCUCUCAAUCCUACUCCAAGAUUCAAGAACUUGAGAAACAAAAUGAAGAAAGUGAGAUGAUUACGGCUCAAUAUGUGAUAAAAGUAUCUAAUCUGGAGAUGUGCAAUGCGAAAAUGAAUCAGAAGAUCAAAGACAUGACUGAGAAUCACAACCAAAUGCUAAGAGAGAUGAAGGAGAGAGAAACAUACCAAAGGGCAAAUAUUGAAGAACUGCAGGAAGAGAUGCUUUGGCUCAUGUUCACAAAAUUUGAAAUACAAAAGUCAUUGGAGGAUAUUGAAGAGGAAUACUCUCAAAUGUGGAACAGGUUCAACCGAGUUGAAGAAGCGCUUAACCAGGAUAUACGUCAAAUGAGAAAGGUGGAAGCUUCAGCGCUGGAAAGUGCUGGUUCAGGCUAGGAGAAAGGUAACCAAGAAAUUGGGCUAAAUUUCAAGAAGAUUCAUGAUGAGCAAGUGAGACAAGAGAUGAAGUUAGAAACAAAUUUGGCAUUAAUGCAUGAGGAGAAACAGGUUCUCCUCUCGAAUUGAGAAUGGAAUUGGAAAAAAUCGGCAAGCAAGGUUUUGCUGCAGGGAUAUUGAAGAGGGGGUUUAUUCAGAGUUCGAAAGGCAAAAAGCAUAACAAUUGAGCUACAAGGAGAAGAAGAAGAGGGAAAAGAAGGCAGACAAUGCAUCUGCAUUUAUCGUGUACUAUGAUUAUGGGUGUUUUUGCAUAGGAAUCAGGAAUCAUCUAUACAACAGGGGAGGAAAUUUCACCCAAAAUUUUGCUCUUUUUAUUGAUAAAAGAUAUUUGAGCUGCAUCUCGCCUUAUUUUACUUGAAUGCUGGAAACCAAACCCCUCAUUUUGUAAUUCAUGGAAAGAAUGUGUUCCUGUUGAUUU